GUCACUUGUUAUUCAUUCUAGCGUCGGCGGUCUAUUCGUUGUUUCUUGUCUACGUGAGUCUGUAUCGGGUUCGCGCAUGGAGCGUUUUAAUCAAAUCGCCGCGUUCUAAUAGCUUGAAACAAUUAAGCAAUUAGGGUAUCCAACUGCCUCCGAAAAUAUCGGGAAUUGGUGGAGCCGACGGAACUCAAUUGUGGUACACGAUCUCAAAAAUGAAAACUCGAAAUAUAUCCUCACACCUGACACACAUCUCGCCCAACAGGCGUAACAUCCUAUCGACUCGGCUGGAGAGCGGCAAGGGACCUCGCCUUGGAUCUCAGCCUGAGUUCUUGCAGAGACUUUUGUAUCGGGGUUGGACAUCAUACCACCGCCAGCACUGUCUGCUGCUUUCUUCGGCAGGCUUCUAUACUAGCCCUUACGGCGACACGGCUAGCUGUCGAGUGCGUGCGCUUGUAUGUGCGAGAUUCUUCCGCGUUGUUGCUCAAUACUUCUGCUCCUAGGAGACUGUAUUGGAUUCGUUUUCUAUCAAACAUACGGCGCGCGGCCACAAAGGCGACACCAGCUGACUCCCGACGCCGCUACUACCGCCAAAAUCCAAAUGGAAAGAACACGAAAUCGAGGCAAUCAUUCGGCAGACCCAGCCCAACCAGGAAAGCAAAGCAGAACGGGUGGACUCAGAAAACAGACGGAUACAAAUAAAGCCAGGCCGCAGUAGAGAGAUGGACGACCUUCCGUCAUCAGCCGAUCUCAUCGUCCUUGGCACCGGUCUUGGCGAAUCGAUUGUCGCGGCCGCUUGCUCGCGGAUCGGCAAAAGUGUCCUCCAUUUUGAUAAUCGAUCCCAUUACGGAGCGCACUUUGCCGCCUUCAGCUUCAACGACCUCAAUGAGGCUCUUGACAAUCAAGCCAAUGCUACCAAAGAGACGGAUAACAGCGUGCCGCUUGACAGAAGUAUUCCUAAAGGUCAGCAUUUUGUGCCGGCAAGACAAGUACCCUUAUUUUCGAAUGUCUGUGUAGAACUGCGAAUACCAGAAGGCUGCGGAUGGACAGAGGACUGUUUGCGGAAGGAUUCCCGUAAAUUUAACUUGGAUCUUGCACCCCGUCUACUCUUUGCUCGGGGCAAAAUGGUAGAACUGUUAAUCUCAUCAAAUAUUGCAAAGUAUGCCGAAUUCAAGCUCGUUUCGCGUGUGCUAACACUUAAGAACGGUACCCUCGAACAGGUCCCGUGUUCUCGCGCGGACGUGUUUGCAACAAAAAGUGUGAACGUCGUCGAGAAGCGGGCACUCAUGAAAUUGAUGACUGCGAUUCAAGAUUUUGAAAAGCAAGAAAUAUUUGCGGACUGGUUAGACAAACCUUUCAGUAACUUUCUGGAGCAGAAAGAACUUCAUCUGACCGAUAACUUACGCCACUUUAUCGUUAACUCAAUAGCGAUGUGUGAUGAAAGCACGCGGACAAGUCUGGCCCUGGCCAAUGCGAAAAAAUUUCUUCAGUCACUUGGUCGUUACGGCAACAGCCCGUUUUUAUGUCCGAUUUAUGGUUGUGGCGAGCUGCCUCAGUGCUUCUGUAGAUUAUGCGCGGUGUUCGGUGGUAUUUACCAUUUAGAAAGGAAAACCGACGGCUUUCUGGUUAAUAACAAUGACAAUAGGAUCGUGGGAGUAAUCUCCCAGGGAAAAACAUUUACAGCUAGCCAUGUCAUCGCCAAUCUGGAUACGUCACCUCAACCGAUGGCAGAAAGCAUCGAGUAUGUUUCAAGAGGAAUAGUGAUUGCUUGUGAAUCGAUGCUUCCUCUUGAAAAAGAGCAAAUCACGCUAUUACGCGUGCCUCCUGAGGGAACGCGGCAAGCUGUCACUGUCAUCGAGCAAGGUCCAGGAAUGAUGGUCUGUCCAAAAGGCCUCGUUGUUGCGCAUUUAUCUUGCCGAAAAGGUGAAUUAGCCACAGCGCAAGAGGAUCUCAAACCGGUAGUUGAUCAGCUUUACCCAUACGACAAGCAGGUGUGGGUAGCGUACUUCAAUACGCCAGAUACUGCAAGCAAAGCUUACUCGAUUUCUGGUGACAUCCACAAUCUAUUCACAAUGGCAUCACCUGGUCUUCACUUGGAUUACGACUUCCACAUCGAUCAGGCACAGCACGUCUUUUAUAGUAUGUUCCCAGAGGAGAAGUUUCUGCCAAGAGCACCAGACCCAGAAGAAAUUAUUCUGGACUUCGAAGAGCCUAGCGCAAAACCCGCUACCGGUGGGGUUGAGCAAUCGACUGCUCAGUGUUUAGAUGCGCCUGUAUCGAAUUUAAAUUUAGAGAGCCAGCCAGGGAAAGAUCAACAAGAUGAAGCUUUAAAUUGCGCCACGAAUAUCCGAGAAGAUGUCGAGCAAAAUGAAACGGGCAUGAACUAAUUAAUGUUAAUUUUGUACUGGUGGACUUACCUUGUGAAAAUAACAUAUUUCUCUUUUUUUUUUUUGUUUUCAAUGCAUUGUUUUUAGUUACUACAUGGAUAGACUCGAAUAUAGGCGCCAUCGGCAGGCUAUAAACAAGUUAAAAUUUCUUCUCAGAUUUUGCUUGGCUUGUGA
Molecule: messenger RNA, 2555 nt
Organism: Varroa destructor (honeybee mite)
Lineage: Eukaryota; Metazoa; Arthropoda; Arachnida; Mesostigmata; Varroidae
Gene: Rep
Product: Rab escort protein
Biological process (GO): vesicle-mediated transport; small GTPase-mediated signal transduction; intracellular protein transport
Cellular component (GO): Rab-protein geranylgeranyltransferase complex; cytosol; cytoplasm
Molecular function (GO): GDP-dissociation inhibitor activity
Source: RefSeq, a predicted model, not a curated record